AGGAAGACUUCUUAGCACCCCCCCUGGCGUCUUGUUGCUGGAUGAUAAACUCCAGGAUGAGCUUGGCUGUCCGAGACGGUCUCUCCAUCACCACUGAAUGUCCACAGUUGUCCAGCUAGUGGCCAAACCCUGUGCUAACAUACUUCAUAUACAGACAGGGACAGGGGUGCGUCGACAGGUCCAGCCAAAUGCCCUCCUAGAGAAAGUCUACCACUCCAAAACGAGUCCAGACCACAGACAUCUGGAGCAACUGUCCAAACAGCUGGACUGGGACCUCCGCAGAGUGCAGAGAUGGUUUCGAGUCCGGAGAGACCAAGACCGACCAACAACUGAAACAAAGUUUUGUGAGAGCAUGUGGCGAUUCACAUUUUAUUCAGGAAUAUUUAUUUUUGCCAUCUCCUACAUGUGGGAUUCACCUUGGCUUUGGAACACAAGGCAUUGCUGGAAUAAUUACCCAUUCCAGCCAAUGAUUCAGAGCCAAUACAACCACUAUGUUGCCGAAUUUGCCUUCUAUUGGUCUCUCAUGUUUUCUCAGUUCAUUGACAUUAAACGAAAGGAUUUCCUAAUCAUGUUCAUCCAUCAUCUUGCCACCAUUCUUCUCAUCACAUUUUCUUAUGCCAACAACAUGCUUAGAGCUGGAGCGCUAGUGAUGUGUGUUCAUGAUGCAUCUGACAUUUUCCUAGAGGCAGCUAAACUGGCCAACUACGCCAAAUACCAGAGGCUGUGUGAUGCCCUAUUUGUGCUGUUCACCCUGGUGUUUUUCAUAACACGGCUAGUCAUCUUUCCUUUCUGGAUCAUCCGCAGUGUGCUGUUUGAGAGUUGGGAGAUCCUUGGUCCAUACCAGGCUUGGUGGCUACUUAAUUCCCUGCUAUUGGUCUUACAAGUCCUUCAUGUAUUCUGGUUUUAUCUCAUCACUUGCAUUGCUGUCAAAUCUAUAUUCAAAGGAAAGGUAUCCAAAGAUGACAGAAGUGAUGUUGAGAGCAGCUCAGAGGAAGAAAUCAACUCCAACUGCAGCAAAAAAUCACUAUGAAUGGAAAUGAAGAAUAAUAAUUAAAGUUAUGGGACCUGAAGUUCAUCUGUGUGUUAUACAUUUGGUUUGUAGAUUUAAAUUAAAUUAGUUUAAUAUGAAUAGAUGUGUUAUGUAAAGUUGAAGAGCUUUCCAUGCAAUUUUUUUUUAAAUAAAAUGUUAUUGUACUGUUGGCCCUACAUUUUAAUUAACAUAAAAACUGAAAUGUGAUGUUUAUUUUUAUAUUAUAUCCAUGCUAGCUGAGCGAAUGACUGGUGACUCCAAAUUUGAAAUUUGAGCAGCUGUC
This is a messenger RNA of Periophthalmus magnuspinnatus, 1313 nucleotides long. RefSeq names its product ceramide synthase 5-like. The coding region runs from base 98 to 1030 and encodes 310 amino acids. Gene Ontology annotation, molecular function: DNA binding; sphingosine N-acyltransferase activity. The transcript has 10 exons. The record is from RefSeq and is a predicted model, not a curated record. NCBI's taxonomy places the organism in Eukaryota, Metazoa, Chordata, Actinopteri, Gobiiformes, Gobiidae. Gene Ontology annotation, cellular component: membrane. Gene Ontology annotation, biological process: ceramide biosynthetic process.